This is a messenger RNA of Trifolium pratense (red clover), 870 nucleotides long. Its product is annotated as xyloglucan endotransglucosylase/hydrolase protein 2-like. NCBI's taxonomy places the organism in Eukaryota, Viridiplantae, Streptophyta, Magnoliopsida, Fabales, Fabaceae. Gene Ontology annotation, biological process: cell wall biogenesis; xyloglucan metabolic process. The transcript has 4 exons. The record is from RefSeq and is a predicted model, not a curated record. The coding region runs from base 1 to 870 and encodes 289 amino acids. Gene Ontology annotation, molecular function: hydrolase activity, hydrolyzing O-glycosyl compounds; xyloglucan:xyloglucosyl transferase activity.
AUGAAUUUUUCUCGUCUAGCUUUUCUUUUGUUGUUUUUCAUUCUUGUUCUAUCACACGUCAAAAGUGCUGAUUGGGACAAUGUUCCAUUUGAGCAAAAUUAUGUUUCUCUUUGGGGGCAACAAAAUAUGCGACUUCUCGAUCAAAAUCGGGAAGCUCAACUCACGUUGGAUCAAAACUCCGGUUCUGGUUUUCAAUCCAUGCAAAGCUUUGGUUCCGGAUGGUUUAGCAUGAGAAUUAAGUUGCCUCCAAAGGAUUCAACGGCAGUCAUCACAACCUUUUAUUUGAUUUCAGACAAGGGACCUACUCGAGAUGAAAUUGACUUUGAAUUUUUAGGUGGCAAUCUUAAUCAACCUCCUAUAUUGCACACAAACAUUUAUAUUAAUGGGCAAGGUGGUAGGGAGCAACAAUUUCAUUUUUGGUUUGAUCCCACGGCAGAUUUUCAUGAUUACACACUUCUUCUGAAUGAAAAACACAUAGUAUUUUUUGUGGAUGGGACCCCUAUAAGAGUGUUCAAGAAUAGCAAAGAUAAAGGAGGAAGUUAUCGAACACAAGCAAUGAAGGUUUAUGCAACAAUAUGGACUCAUCCAUGGGGCUCUGGUGGAGUUCCAAUUAACUGGAAUGAUGCACCCUUUGAAGCUCACUAUAGAUCAUUUGGCAUCAAUGCUUGCCAAGCACAAAGCACUAAUCUUCAACCAUGUGAUUCCUCUAUGUAUUGGUGGAAUGCUCAAAAGUUUUGGGAGUUAAACCCUCUUCAAAAACAAGCCUACAACAACAUCCGAAACAGCAGCUAUUUUAUUUAUGAUUAUUGUACUAAACAGCCACUGAGUCCUGAGUAUCAAGUUGAGUGUCAAGGUUUAUCUAUAGACUAA